Messenger RNA from Loa loa (African eye worm), 285 nucleotides. RefSeq lists its product as hypothetical. Bases 1 to 285 code for a protein of 94 amino acids. Lineage: Eukaryota; Metazoa; Nematoda; Chromadorea; Rhabditida; Onchocercidae. The transcript is spliced from 2 exons. The record is from RefSeq and is a predicted model, not a curated record.
AUGUUAGUUUGGGAAUGGCGACGGAAAUGGCGACAAUAUAUUCGUAAUAGGCGGCCACCAUCACGUGCAACAUAUCAGCAAUUAACAAAAAGGUAUACAAGAGUUUCAUUCGUUCUCUUCGUUAUAGGAUGGCAUAUCAUCGGCUUUGUAAUAUGGAAGAAAGUAGAAAAAUGGAGGGAAGAUAAUCCACAGGAAAGAGUGUUGUUAAGUGAAAUGCCCAAGAAAGGUUUCAUGGAAUUUGCAGAAGAGGAGGAAGGGGGUAUCGACUUUAAAGGUGAUGAGUGA